Molecule: messenger RNA, 2232 nt
Organism: Pipistrellus nathusii (Nathusius's pipistrelle)
Lineage: Eukaryota; Metazoa; Chordata; Mammalia; Chiroptera; Vespertilionidae
Source: the annotation of a GenBank genome assembly
AUGGAAGAUCUGCCCUCUCCAAUAUCUGCCCUUCUCCAAUGGGAACAUACUAUACUCCCAUCAGCCAGUUUUCAGGAAUCAGUGACCUUCAAGGAUGUGGUGGUGGACUUUACCCAGGAAGAAUGGAAACAGCUGGAUCCUGUACAGAGAGAUUUAUUCAGGGAUGUGACAUUGGAAAAUUAUACACAUCUGGUCUCUAUAGGUCUCCAAGUUUCCAAACCUGAUGUGAUUUCCCAGUUAGAGCAAGGGACAGAGCCGUGGAGUGUGGAGCCAGGCAUUCCAGUGGGUGGCUGUGGAGACUGGGAAACAAGACCAGAAAAAAACUUAUCAGUCCCAGAGCCAUCUCCAGAAGCAGUAGUAGAAAAACACAAAAGUGAUCAGUCGUGGAGUUCUAAUUCCUCAGAAGCAUUGUUAUCUAAAGAAAAUCUAGAGAGGCAGCAGGCAAAUGAACAGACAUUGCCAAAGGAAAUAAAAAUAACUGAGAAUACAAUACCACAUUUGGAGAGAGACCAUGUAAAUCAUGAAAAAAACAUCAAUAUUAGUUCAAAUGUAGUACGACAACAGGACAUAUCUCCAAAAGAGACUGCUACUAAAACAAGCACCAAACAGAAUUUAAAACCAGUUAAAAAAGAGAAAUCUUGUAAGUGCAAUGAGUGUGGGAAAGCUUUUAGUUAUUGUUCGGCGCUUAUUCGCCAUCAGAGAACACAUACUGGAGAAAAACCUUACAAAUGCAAUGAAUGCGAGAAAGCCUUUAGCAGAAGCGAAAACCUUAUAAACCAUCAAAGAAUUCAUACUGGGGAUAAACCAUAUAAAUGUGAUCAAUGUGGAAAAGGCUUCAUUGAGGGUCCAUCUCUUACUCAACAUCAAAGAAUUCAUACGGGAGAAAAACCCUAUAAAUGUGAGGAAUGUGGGAAAGCUUUUAGUCAGAGGACCCAUCUUGUUCAGCAUCAUAGAAUUCAUACUGGUGAGAAGCCAUAUACUUGUAAUGAAUGUGGAAAAGCCUUUAGCCAGAGAGGCCACUUUAUGGAACAUCAGAAAAUUCAUACAGGAGAAAAACCAUUUAAAUGUCCUGAGUGUGAUAAGACCUUCACAAGGAGCACUCACCUUACUCAACAUCAAAAAAUCCAUACUGGAGAGAAAACCUAUAAGUGUAAUGAAUGUGGGAAGGCCUUCAAUGGGCCCUCAACAUUUAUCCGUCAUCAUAUGAUUCACACUGGUGAAAAACCAUAUGAAUGCAAUGAAUGUGGAAAAGCCUUCAGUCAGCACUCGAACCUCACUCAACAUCAGAAAACGCACACUGGGGAGAAACCUUAUGAUUGUGCUGAAUGUGGAAAGUCCUUUAGUUACUGGUCAUCCCUAGCUCAACAUCUGAAAAUUCAUACCGGAGAAAAACCUUACAAAUGCAAUGAAUGUGGGAAGGCCUUCAGUUACUGCUCAUCCCUUACACAGCACCGCCGAAUCCACACCAGAGAAAAACCCUUUGAAUGCAAUGAAUGUGGGAAGGCUUUCAGUUACCUCUCAAACCUUAAUCAGCAUCAGAAGACUCAUACCCAAGAGAAAGCUUAUGAGUGUAAGGAAUGUGGAAAAGCCUUUAUUCGAAGUUCAUCUCUUGCUAAGCACGAAAGAAUUCAUACUGGUGAGAAACCAUAUCAGUGUCAUGAAUGUGGGAAAACCUUUAGUUAUGGCUCAUCCCUUAUUCAGCAUAGGAAAAUACAUACUGGAGAAAGACCCUACAAGUGCAAUGAAUGUGGGAGAGCCUUCAACCAGAACAUACACCUUACACAACAUAAGAGAAUUCACACGGGAGCAAAACCUUAUGAGUGUGGUGAGUGUGGCAAAGCCUUUCGACAUUGUUCAUCUCUUGCUCAGCAUCAAAAAACUCACACAGAAGAAAAGCCCUACCAGUGUAAUAAAUGUGAAAAGGCAUUUAGCCAGAGCUCCCAUCUGACUCAGCAUGAAAGAAUCCACACUGGAGAGAAGCCAUUUAAGUGUAACGAAUGUGACAAAGCCUUCAGCCGGAGCACUCAUCUGACUGAGCAUCAGAACACUCACACUGGGGAGAAGCCAUUCAACUGUAACGAGUGCAGGAAGACUUUCAGCCAGAGCACUUACCUCAUUCAGCAUCAGAGAGUUCAUUCGGGAGAGAAACCUUUUGGAUGUAAUGAUUGUGGAAAAGCCUUCAGGUAUCGUUCUGCUCUCAACAAACAUCAGAAGCUACACCCUGGCAUAUGA